AUGCGCGAGUCCGCGGCGCAGCAGCAGGCGGCGUCCCCCGCGCCCGUGCCUUCCGCCGCGCUCUCCGCGCUCCCCUCCCCCGAUUUCUCGACUGCCAGCGCUUAUCCGCAUGCAUCCGCGCCGGCGCCAACGGGGGAAGGCGGACAUGGGGGAGGUAGAUCUGCUAGACGGCCGGCAGCAGGAGGCUCGGGGGGAUUUUCGUUCUAUACGGAUCCUAUGGCAGCCUAUCAGCAGCAGCCACGUGUAGGGUCCGGAUUGGGCCCGCCUGCCGCGCGCACUCCCUCCCCGCGCUUGCCUUCCGCGCAUCUUCCCCCUUCCCCUGUUCCUUCCCCCGCUGGCUCCGCCGGCCACUUGUCUUCCGCAAACCACCAUUCCGUUCCGCCCAGCUACACCCCUCCCCCGGGCCAAUCCCCUCUUCCCGCGCACACCCCCCUUCCGCCCGCCUACACCCCGCCCCCCAACUUCACCCCUCCGCCCAGUUACACCCCUCCGCCUGGCCGCGCCCCUCCCCCAUCUUCCGCGGGUCCCCCAAGCGGGGGACCAUUCAGUGCGCCCAUCCUCCGCCAUCCCCCCCCGGGUGGCGUAAUGGGGGUGGCGUUCUCCCCCCUGCCUGCGCCCAUGCGCCAAGCCACCCCUCCCUCCGCGCCCCUGUACCAGUGA
Molecule: messenger RNA, 660 nt
Organism: Closterium sp. NIES-65
Lineage: Eukaryota; Viridiplantae; Streptophyta; Zygnematophyceae; Desmidiales; Closteriaceae
Source: the annotation of a GenBank genome assembly